This is a messenger RNA of Humulus lupulus (European hop), 2119 nucleotides long. RefSeq lists its product as uncharacterized. The coding region runs from base 96 to 2048 and encodes 650 amino acids. The transcript has a single exon. The record is from RefSeq and is a predicted model, not a curated record. NCBI's taxonomy places the organism in Eukaryota, Viridiplantae, Streptophyta, Magnoliopsida, Rosales, Cannabaceae.
UCCAUCAUCAAGCCAAUUCCAAAUCCCACUACAUCAUCCUAUCUGCCAUUUUCUCAACUCUCACCGAAUCUUCACUCCGGCCGGCCAUAUUGAGAAUGGCUCCUCCAAGCCUUCUCGGUCCGCCAGAGCUCUACAACAACACAACCCCAUCACAAAAGUCUCAAGUCAGCACAGGUGACGGAGACUCCUUUGCGGAUCUCUUAGUGGCCAACUUCAACAGAAACAACUUGCCAGCAGAAACGGUUCCCAGGGGCAUCACUGAAAAUCAGUCACCGACCUUUCUCUCCACCGGCAACCCCUGCCUUGAUUUCUUCUUCCACGUGGUACCAGAUACUCCUGCUCAGGUAUUGACCGAGAGGCUCCGCCUGGCCUGGGCUCACAAUCCCUUGACUACGCUCAAGCUCAUUUCCAAUCUGCGUGGCGUGCGGGGUACAGGCAAGUCAGAUAAGGAAGGUUUAUAUACGGCGGCGUUUUGGCUGCACAAACAUCACCCGAAGACUCUUGCUUCCAACGUGGGAUCAUUGGCUGAUUUCGGGUACUUCAAGGACUUGCCGGAGAUUCUCUACAGGCUUUUGCAAGGUCCCGACGUGAGGAGCAUCCAAAAGGCCGAGUGGGAAAAGAAGAAAGGAGUUAAAAUUAGGUGCCGGAGGAGAGGAGGAGUUGGGUUUCGAUUUCUUAAGCGUACAAAGACAUCGAAGCCAUCGACCAAAAGGGUUCAAUCCACGGAGCCGAGGGAGAUUAGAGUGUUAAACGAUGUGGAGAGAGCAAAGAAAGAGAAGGAGAGAGCAAGAGUGUUGAGGGAAGAGAAGAGAAUUUCCAUGGCUAAGAAGGCUGUAGACAGAUAUAUCCAUGACCCUGAUUUUCGAUUCUUAUACGAAAAGAUCUCAGACCAUUUCGCCGAGUGUUUGAAAACCGAUAUCGAGAAUUUGAUCAAUUGUAAAGUCAAGCAUAAAAAGUUUAGUCUGGCAGCCAAAUGGUGUCCUUCUCUCGAUUCUUCUUUCGAUCGUUCGACCCUGCUCUGCGAGAGCAUUGCUAAGAAGGUGUUUCCGCGUGAAUCGUACCCUGAAUAUGAAGGCGUUGAGGAAGCCCAUUACGCAUACAGAGUCCGAGACCGGUUAAGGAAGGAGGUGCUUGUUCCUUUGAGGAAGGCCUUGGAGUUGCCUGAGGUUUACAUAGGCGCCAAUCAAUGGAACUCCAUCCCAUAUAGCCGCGUGGCUUCAGUAGCCAUGAAAUUUUACAAAGACAAGUUUUUGAAGCACGACGGCGAAAGGUUUAGCAAGUACUUGGAGGAUGUGAAACAGGGCAAGUCCAAGAUCUCUGCCGGAGCUCUUCUUCCCCACGAUAUCAUUAACUCACUCCACGAUGGCAACGAUGGUGGCCAAGUCGCCGAGCUUCAAUGGAAGAGAAUGGUGGAAGAUUUGUCUAAAGAAGGCAAGUUGAAAAACAGCCUUGCAGUAUCUGAUGUCUCCGGAAGCAUGAGCGGUACUCCCAUGGAGGUCUCUAUUGCAUUGGGAUUGCUGGUCUCGGAACUGAGCGAUGAGCCUUGGAAAGGAAAGAUCAUCACUUUCAGCGAGUUCCCACAACUGCACAUCAUCGAAGGCGACGAUCUUGAGUCCAAGACUAACUUCGUGAGAACAAUGGACUGGGGAAUGAACACUGAUUUUCAGAAAGUGUUUGAUCAAAUUCUGCAAGUGGCGGAGAAUGGAAAGCUGAGAGCGGAAGACAUGGUGAAGAGGGUGUUUGUGUUUAGUGACAUGGAGUUUGACCAAGCAUGUCUGAAUAGCUGGGAGACGGACUACGAGGUGAUAAGGAGGAAGUUUAGGGAGAAAGGGUAUGAGAAAGCCGUGCCGGAGAUUGUGUUCUGGAACUUGAGGGACUCAAGGUCGACGCCGGUGAUGGGGAGCCAGAAAGGGGUGGGUUUGGUGAGUGGGUUCUCCAAGAAUUUAAUGAAGAUGUUUUUGGAUAACAGUGGUGAGAUUGAUCCAGAGGGCAUAAUGGAGGUUGCCAUAUCCGGGGAAGAGUACCAGAAACUGGUAGUCGUGGAUUAAAUUGAUGUGUAUAUUUUGGCGUUGAAAUGAACUAAAUACAAAUAUUAUAUAAAAUGGAUAUUUCUCUUUAA